Molecule: messenger RNA, 1546 nt
Organism: Perca fluviatilis (European perch)
Lineage: Eukaryota; Metazoa; Chordata; Actinopteri; Perciformes; Percidae
Exons: 7
Coding region: 878-1546 (222 amino acids)
Source: RefSeq, a predicted model, not a curated record
UGGUGUUAUUGCGAGAACUAUGACUGAAUGCUUUCUAUCCACUAUAUACAUGUGAUAUUUACUAAACAAACUGAUGCCAGUGACAAAGUUCCAUUUAAAAAACUGUUUUGGACAACACGUGCUACCAGUUACACCAUAAGAGCUAUAAACUUUGCCGAUUGUGCAGUUCAGCAGGAACGCUGACUUCUCCCACUUUCACGUACGACUUUGAAUGUAGCACCACAGUAUUCACUCGGCAGUCAGCAUGGCAUCCGCUCCGCCAAGGCAACCCGAUAGCGCCAGCACACAGGAGCAAAUAAAAAGAGACCUUCUUCAGAGACUUCUAACUAAAAUUUCCCAGGCCACACAGAGACUCCCGCUGGAUGUGGACUAUUUGAAGUUUGUGGUCAACCAGGAGAUGGUCCUUUUUAGGGCAUUGUCAGGCCAGGUUGAGAUGCCACAAGAGGUUGUAAACGCAUUGACAGAGCAGUCCAUACUUGUCAAUGCAGAUGACAGCUCUAAUAUGAGCCGGUGCCAGGUGCCAGUGAUGCAAGCAGAAAUGGGACAGCCAAAAUAUGUUGUGUCUCCUCAGCAACUACAAAGCCUGGUAGAAAUGUCUCUACCAGUGUAUCAUGUAUUGCGAAACAUCUGGGUGUAUCUGUGAGGACAGUGAAACGGCGCAUGCAUGAAUAUGGACUUUCCAUAAUGCAGUGCUACAGUAACCUAACCGAUGAACAACUAGAUAAUUUGCUGAGGUCGGUGAAGGCUAGGACACCACAUGUAGGAUGCAGAAUGAUGAAAGGAAUCCUGCAGGCCAUGGGUCACCGUGUCCAGUGGAACAGAGUGUAUUCCUCCAUGCAACGUGUAGACUCUGUUGGUGUACUCUCAAGAAUGAAGGAUGGGGUGUGUUGCAAGAAGGAAAUAUUCUGUCCAGGGUCCUCUGCACUUGGUGCAUAUCGACACAAACCAUAAGCUCAUCAGAUAUGGCCUUGUUAUUUUUGGAGGGAUUGAUGGCUUCUCACGAAAGAUCAUGUACCUUGGUGCUGCAACCAAUAAUAAAGCAUCUACUGCACAGAAGUAUGGCUUCCCAUUAAGGGUGAGAGGUGACCAAGGAGUGGAAAACGUUGGCAUAGCGCGAUGCAUGUUCACCAUUAGGGGUUGUGGAAGGGGGAGUUUCCUAUCAGGAAAGAGUGUACACAACCAAAGAAUAGAACGUUUGUGGCGAGAUGUUUGGAUGACUGUUUCAAAUGUGUACUACGAGAUACUUCACAGCCUUGAGGAUGAAGGUGUUCUAGACCCUUCUGAUAGCAUCCACCUCUUCUGUGCCCAGCAUGUGUUUCUUACACGUCUGCAGAGGGAUCUUGAUGUCUUCAGGGUGGGGUGGGAUAAUCACCCUCUAAGAACAGAGCAGAAUCUCUCCCCACAACAACUGUGGAUGAUGGGGCUUCUCCGGUAUCCUGUUGAUGCUCCAGACUUGGCAGAGGACAUUGAGGAUGCAGAUCUUCAUUUCAACACUGUCAGUGAGCAAGACGUGACCAGUCCUGGAGUGAUUCUCCCACUCCAUUGA